AUGUGGAUCCUUGAGUCUGAAGGGGAUUUCCUUGAGGGGAAGCGCGUCUGGCUGCGCCCGGGGAAGAAGUAUCUGUUCGGUCGGGCUAGAGAAGGUGGAGUGAGACAUGCCAUUGCGAAUAAGACUAUCUCGCGGAAGCAUCUCUUGAUCGAAGUCUCCCCUGUCAAGCCGGGCGAUGGGGCACAUCUCCACACCAAGUCAGAAAUAACUGUUACCGAUCUGGGAUCGAAGUUGGGUACCAAGGUUAAUGGUGAAAAGAUAAGUGGGAAUACGAAGUUGGAGGGCCAGCACCACGAGCUGCAACUGGGGCGCUAUGAGCAUAUGCUGCGGAUCAAAUGGUGUCCCACGGUGCUGAGCUUUUCCUUCUCGAGCAAAGAGCUCAAAGCCAGAGACCCUCUCGCACGAGUGCGCUCCCGACUCGAAGACCUCGAUAUCAAGACGAUCAUACCCUACGUAGUCGACAAGACGACGCAUGUGGUUCAGAGCAAACGGAAUACAGCGAAGGGCUUGCAAGCAUUGGUGAAUGCCAAGCACAUUGUUCAGGAUACCUACGUGGACGCCCUGGUUUAUGCGGCGACUCCAAGUGACCUGGACAGCCCCGAGUCCUUGUGCCCUCUCGAGGCUGACUUCGACUCGGCAUGGCCGGACCCAGCCGAGCAUCUUCCUCCUCCGGGAAAGGAAACGACUCAACGGCCCAAAGAGGCCUUUGCGCCCAACCCCGCCCGCUUGAGCAUCUUCGAGGGGUUCACCUUCGUUUUCGGCGAUGCCACACAGAUGGAGAAUCUGGAAGAUGCCCUGACCAACGGCCAGGGGAAGGUCUUACUAUAUCAGAUCGAGGACGGAGUGACUACAGCUGAGGAAUUUGCGCAGUUCAUGAGGAACGCUGCGGGGAAUAAAGGGUUGGGAAGUCAGCGAGAUAGCCCUGGCGGUGUGGUGCAUGUUCGGUACCGUGCCAAGGGUCGCCAUGAGGAGUGGUCCCUGGAGCUCAGUAAACAGAUUGCACUCCUGACCGAGCAGCGGGUGAUUGAGCAGAGUGAAUUUCUGGACGCCAUUCUGGGCAACAACGCGGCUCCGCUCUGUCAGCCUCUACUUGAGGAGGUCGAUGCUAGCGACGAGGCAAACGCAGAGCCUUCUCCGCAGCCUCCACCCGCACGAAAGUCCCGGCCUCGUGUGCGGGGCUAUGUAAGUAAGAUGAAGACAUUUGAUGAUGGCUUCGACAUCAACUCCAUUCCAGCCCAUGCGCCAGAGGAAAGCUCAGCGAUGUCUCCUCCUCCGAUGGAAAUCGAACCUGCGUCUGUCCAGGAGUCGCAGCAGAACAGCUUGAACGACGAGGAAGAUAUCGUCUCUAGUCUACUGCCAGGUGCGGCGGCGAUGAAACGUCGACGUACUGAGACCAUUCGACAAUCUGGAGACGAUGAAGCGUCCCAGCCCAAGGAGGAAUCCCCUCGCAAACCUAAGCGUCAGAAACUAGAUGUGCUCGAGGCCGCCCGACAGCAUCGGGAAGCCGAAGAGGAUGCCCAGCGUCAGCGCCGAGUUGCGGAAGAGGCAUCUCUCCAGGACUCCUUGCAAGAGGUGGAUAUUGAGAAGCUCAAAGGUCUCGCUAUUGUGGAGGAGAUGGAGAUCAAGCCGCGCAAUGUCGAUGCAGAGGAUAGCCGCUGGAACGAUCGGUGGAACGGGCGCAAAAACUUCAAAAAGUUCCGACGGAAAGGCGAUCCUAGCCAGCCGCGCUACCGCAUCCAGACCGUCAUAGUUCCUUUAGAAGAGGUCACCCGCAAAGAAUUUGGGAUAGGCGAACAUUACUGGGUGAGCAACAGUCAUCGAUCGACCGAGGCCGUUGUGGCAGAGAGCCCUCCAGAGCCAACGAUGACCCCGAGCGGUACGGUGGCGUCUCGCUCACAGUCCCUAGCGCGCACAGACUCGGAGGUGGCUGCGCCUCGUACGCAGAAACGAACGCGAGAAGAGCGUGAGGAAUCCGACAGCGACGAUGAACUUCGAUUUCGAUUCCGCCGCCGGAGAUGA
This is a messenger RNA of Aspergillus fijiensis CBS 313.89, 2019 nucleotides long. Its product is annotated as DNA damage response protein RcaA. Gene Ontology annotation, biological process: mitotic G2 DNA damage checkpoint signaling; double-strand break repair via homologous recombination. Gene Ontology annotation, cellular component: Mre11 complex. Bases 1 to 2019 code for a protein of 672 amino acids. The record is from RefSeq and is a predicted model, not a curated record. Gene Ontology annotation, molecular function: protein binding; damaged DNA binding. Lineage: Eukaryota; Fungi; Ascomycota; Eurotiomycetes; Eurotiales; Aspergillaceae. The transcript is spliced from 5 exons.